Cinara cedri is the source of this 3878-nucleotide messenger RNA. Lineage: Eukaryota; Metazoa; Arthropoda; Insecta; Hemiptera; Aphididae. The record is from the annotation of a GenBank genome assembly.
AUGCAAGUGAGGCGAUGUUCUCAGAGGGGCGGUAAACUGAGGUGAUUUACCACGCCUCACUUUAUGAAACUGUAUGCGAUAUUGCCGUCCCUCUUGAAACACUGAUAAGGAUGGUAUAGCUUAUCGCAUAGAUAAGUAUAGAUAUGUGGCCACGGAUUAAGAUACACUGGAUACGAAUGAUUUAUAAGUCUACGGUAAGACCCGGACCAGCUUCUUACGCCGCGGUAGAUGCUAGCGCGAUCUAGCUUUAUUAUACACAAUUUGGAUAAUGGUUAUUGAUAUAAAUUAUCACACGCAUUUUGCAAAAUAUUAGAUUAUCCUAAAAUUACUAUAUUUAACAUUUCCUACUUAAAUAUAUUUUAAUGUUUAAACAAUCGCAUUCAAUUCAAUUUAUUUUAAUUGAUUAUUAUGAUUCGUUUGGUUAAAUGUAGUGUUUAAAAUUGCAUAGGGACAUCAAAGUCAAUGUUUAAUGUUCCUAUUAUUUCUCAUCAAAAAUGGGAAAAAGCUCUGAGCAAAACUCUCAAAUCAAAAUUAACAACAAUUUUGUUUCAAUGAUUUUGUUUAUGUUUCCAAUAUACUUAUAAAAUAACUAAAUUGGCCAAAAUAAUACGUGUUUCGUUGCCAUACUAACUUCUGAAAAUCAUUACAUGUUAUUUAUUUUAGUUGAUAAAUAAUACAAAAAGAUAAACAUAUUAUUAUUUUAAUACAAAUAUUAAAGAAUUUUUAUUAAAAUAAUUCAAUAGUUUUAAUGAUGGCUACCGGUUUGGAUGAAAAAGUCGAAGAAGAUUUCGUAUUCUUUUUAGAUCACUUUCAAGAAUCCUUUGAUUCGUUAAAAUCCGAAAGGGACAAAGAAAUCUGCCAAGUAAUGCCUACAUAAAUUUAUUAGUUCGUUUUAUUUAUUAAACGUAAAUGUGUGCAUUUUUAGAAAUGGUUAGACAAACUCGCUAUUGAAAAGUAUAAAGAUACAAACGAAAAACAAAUACGGAAUAUCUAUUUGUCACAACUGAUUAUUAGUAUGAACGAAAGAAAGCUCAGUGCCCCGUUCAAUGAAUCUCCCAAAUCAGCCAAAUUAUCAUUGGACGGUGUAUUUAAACACGUCACAACCAAACCGACCUUAGAAGUGGAACAUGAACAAGAAGUGAGUGUUUGAUUAUUUUAUAAAUACCAUAAUACCUACCAAUAUUUAAAUAACAACAAUAAAAAACCUGUGUUUAGACAAGCAAGAACCAAAAAAAUUGGCAUAAUUUUGUUCGUAACAGAGAAUUAGAAGUCAUCGAUAUGAAUCACUUGUCUAUAGACGGUAGUACGUAUAUAGCCUGCAAGACAUUAGCGGAAGAUUCGGGUAUAUUUGCGUACGUGGCCGUAACGAUGGGCGGAAAAACAGAUCAAGGAUGGGUGAACACAUGUGGGCAGCCGAUGUAAGAUAAUUUAUUUAACGUAUUGUAUAUAUUUUUUUCAUUGUUUUCCAACCUUUACACAUUAUUUAUAAAAUAAUCCAAUUUUUGUAUUAUAACUACGUAACUUAAAGUCUUAAAGAUUAUAAUUUAAUAAUUCCGACUGGUUUCUAGACCGGCACCAGUUGUUCAGCCUUUAGACCUACAAGUGGAAAGUCCCGAUUCACAGAAUAAUAAGAGCGAACACGAUGACAAAUUGUAUAAAAUUACUGUUGAAGUCAAAGCGAUUUUAUCUAAGCGAAAAUCUGUGGAAGCUAGGGUGUUGACUCAACAAUUUUUUCAACGAGUAUACAAUAGUAUUGAACAAGAGAUGUUGAGUGAACAGGAUCCUAAUAGUACGGCUUGUCAUGACCCAUACGUUAAAAAACUUCUUGAAAAUUUGAUUGUGAGCAGAAAACCGCUGUAUAACAAUGAAUUUAUAGUGUCUGUUAUAAUAAAAAAAUUUGUUACGUUUUUAGAAUGAUAGCAAGGCAUGUGACAAAUUUAAUCCAGUUUUAUUCAAAAGGAUAAAAAUGCUUUCGUUGUUGAAGAAAAGAGUCAAGCAUAUUUUGAAUGAUGUAAGAAAAUAUAAUCAAAUCAUUUUAUAUACAUAUAUAUUACAUUAAUCAUUUACAAUAUUAUCGUAUUAUACUUAACACUAAUCGCUUUUUAAUGUCAUACCACAUGUGCACGUCACUAGCUAAUAAUAGUAGUAUAACUUGUAAAUAUUACAAGUAGUACAUGAGUAUAAAUAGACGUUUUUGUAUUAUCUCUACAAGGAAUUUUUUAUGAUUUAGCAUUAGCUAUUUUAAAAAUUUCAAUGACCGUUUUAACCCGUGCAAUACGGGCAAUUCACUAUAAAUAAAUGGAAAAGACACGUCUAUACUGAUUUCAUUGAGGGUAACAUGCUUUUUUUGGGAAAAAAAGAUAGCAUAUUAGAGGUCUAUUGGUACUACCUAAUCUAACGAGAGAGAGAGAGAACAUAUUGAGGGAUUUUUUAUCAUUGGUUCUUUUUAGAGUAUUGGACAAUAUUCAAACACGCAAAAAUACGACUGAUGAUCUAUCUAUCUAUCCAUCAUAUCUUUAUAAUAAUAAUUUAUUCUCUAUUCAUGCCACAAGUACGAUAUAUUUUGAUAAUUCUUUAAAAUUUGAUUACAAAUAUUUAGAUCGAAAAUCGUAACAAAAAUCUUGCCAAUAUAGAAGUCGCUUCAUCUUCUCCGAUAUUAACCCUGACUAAUCCGGCAUCGACUUGCUCUAACUCUAUGACUGAAAUGAUGUGGCAAGGAGCUUUAAUGGAAAAACCCACGAGCAAGAUGGCUGAGGAGUUAGCUAAGACCUAUCCUGUAUGUUUAGUUAAAAUGUAAGCAUUUAUUUUCUGUUUGUAUUGAGUGUGAUAAUUUUUAUGGACUCUUAUAUCGUUUGCGACAUUUUCAGGCUGUUGGCACUGUUGGCGCGAGAACGUCGGAAAAUUAUAAGUCGGCUGCAGGAAAAACAAGAAAAUCUCAUAGUAGCUAUGAAGCGAGAUUUGCAAAACGAAAUUCAACAAGGAAUAUUAAACUAUAAGGUGACUGUCGUCGGUUGAACGAAUUAGUAAUACAGUAAAUGUAUUCAUACGCUUCUUUUUUAACAGAUCGCCCGGAAUGAAUGGGUAGACGUCAUGCGUGUCGUGAUGCACUAUAAUAAACUGAAAGAAAUGUUGACCGAAAAAGACAUGGGCAGCAGUUCAAACAACAACAAAGGUAACUAUUUGCAGGAGACGAUCCGUAAAGAGAUCGAUGACACUAAGAAACGGUUGGAAAAGACGAACAACAAAAACGAAAAAUUGCAAGACGAUAUUUGCGAUUUAAAUAGAAAACUGCAUGAAAUAACUGAAAAAAUAGAAUUAGAACAGUUACAUAGCGCCGAAAAUUUGCGGGAUUUGCAAAUUGAGAUAUGCAAUGAAAAAAGUUCGAUUUUGGCAAGAGUCCAGAGCAUUGAAGGAUUAGAAAAGAUGUUAAAAGAAACGAAAAAAUAGCUUUCGGUCUUAUAAAAACGUCAUUAUAACGAACUAAUUUAUCCUAGAAAUUGACGUUGAAAUAUGGACUUCAAAAUUAUCUCAUAAAUUACUUAAUAAUUUGUUGUAAUUCUUAACUUGAAAUAUGGAAUUUGUUACCUCUUUUAACCCCUUAAAAUCGUCUUUUUAUUUCUAAAAUAACUAAAAUAACACGGGCAUACGUCGUGCGAUGUAUAUGAGCCACUGUCAUAGGUGAAAAUUUGAGAAGAUAGGGUAUAUAAUGGACUUUAAUGUAUUUUUGUACGCAACGAUUAAUCAUUGCUAACGAAAAACGAAUCUGAGCACAGUUCGGUUAUACAAGUCUUAAAGAUUUCAAUUUUCGUCAACAUAUUUUCAUAUUCAAAUUUUUGUAAAAAAAAAGUACUACAUUAAACUCAACUUUUUUUUGUUCA